This is a messenger RNA of Paramecium octaurelia, 1507 nucleotides long. The record is from the annotation of a GenBank genome assembly. Lineage: Eukaryota; Ciliophora; Oligohymenophorea; Peniculida; Parameciidae.
AUGGAAGCCAGCUUUAAUUAACUUGACAUCCUUUUAAGAUUGAUUUAAGAAAGAUCUGAGGAUGUUCGAGUGAUGGCAACAAUAAAUUCAUAUGUGAAUGCUAAUUAAAAAAACAAUGAUGUUGAAUUCAAUUAAAUUUAACAAACCCUUAGGCAAAUGGGAUUUAAAGUGAUAGCUAUGAAAAAACAUGAUAAACCUCGGUAGGAUGAAGAAAACAAAAUUUUAGAGUAUCUUUCAAAAAUAACUACAUUAAAUCUUCCUGAAAGAAUAUAUAUUUAUAAAUUUUGUUAAACAAUAAUAAAAUAAUUCAAACCAGAGAUGCAAAUAGUAAGAUUUAAUUAAAAAGAUAUAAAAGAUCUACUAUUAAUGUUUAAAUAAUAUUUCAUGGCUGAGAAUAAUGCAGAAAUGUUAUAAUAGAUACAAUAACUAAUGAUAGAUUAAGAAUUUAAAGUAAUUUAUUUUAUCCUUAUUGCAGAUGGCUUCAGCUUUAGUCUUAAUAAAAAUUUUAGUAAAUAAAUCUCGAGAAGAUUUUCAUAAUUUAAUCCAAACUACAUCUGCAAUUGUUAUAACCAAAAUAAAAGCCAAGCUAGCUGAGCAAUAACAAUACCAAAAGUAAACAGCUAUUGAAUAGCCAAAAUUAGCUGACCUUUAAGAAUCAGAAUUAAAUGAAAGUCCUAAAACUAAAUUAUGGAUAUAGAGAAAAGGCAGUAAAUAAAGAGAAUAAUCAAACUCUUUAGUUUCUUAAAAGCCUACAAUCAUUAUCAGAUCAGCUUCAAUGAUAGAUAAAUUACUAAUAGCGUAAUCUUAGUAAUAAUCUUAUCAACCACAACUAAUGCUAUAACAAUAAUAAAUGUACAUUAAUCCAGAAAGAGAAUUGAAAUUACAAUUAAGAGCUCAAUAAAAAAAGUUAAAGAAGAAACUUCAUUCUAAUUAUAAGGCGAUUAUGGAGAUAGACUUUGAUAAUUUUUGGGCUAUGCAUAUUAUUUUGAAAAAGAAAUUUAUCAAGCAUUCUGACAAAUAUUGUAAUUUAUAAAUAUAAAUAGUUUUAUAAAGGGGUGGAUUUUACAUUUGGAGUUAAUUAAAGUUAUUUAAUUAAUUUAUUAGAUAAACUAUAAAUAACUACCAAUUGAAAAGAAUAGAAUGCAUUUAAGCAGAUAAAUUGGCAAAUGAGUAAAUUUAAGUGAUACAUCGAGUUUAUAAUACUACUUGUUAAUCACCACGUAAACUGCCAUAAUUACAAAAUGCAUAAUUAAAAUCAUAAAGCCCAUAAAUCAUAAAACAAAAUAAGUUUGUCUCAAAUUUAUCGUUUUUGCCAUAGCUAUAAUUUAGAAAUUAGCAACAAUAAUAAGCUUAUUCGUAAGUUUCUUAUAAACCCAUAUCAUUUUAUGAUCCAAAUAAAGAUUUGACAAUAUCAGCUUAGAGGUCCAAUAAAUCAUUAAAUUUAUCAUAAGAUUUGAUUCGCCACAAAAAAUCUGAGCAUAAUUCUGAAAUAAUUCUCUACAAAUGA